ACGUAGUCGUACGUACGGAAACCGAUCGGAUGCUACCAUUUAGUGUUUACUUCGCUUCUAUCAUCGCGGGAGAACUUUUUUAGUCACGACGACGGUGGAAGAUAACGCAGCCCUGCAGAAAUGGGCUGGCCGGUUUUGGUUUUAUGGGGCCUAACGAUCGUGGCCCUGGUGACGGCUUAUCGGAUACCGGAUAUUGAAGAAUCGGCACCUUUUCAAAAACACAUUCCACCUUCGUAUGUUCCCUCGUUUCAACGAUACUCCGUCGAGAAGCUUCCAUACUCACAGAAUUAUCAACUGAACCAACUCGAAUUUGGAUCUCAACGCUUACCACUGCGAAGCGCGGUUGAGGCUUUGCCGGAUACCACCGGUCUGAAGAGUCAACAACUCCGGGAAUCCGUACAAAGGAUUCCGGAAUAUGCCGGCAAACGGAUUCCACUUAGAGACGCAGUUGAGCAUCGCAAUGCACCGUUUUUCGGUGGCUUUACUCACGAAUCCAUCUGGCUCGAGCAACUGACCACGCCGAGCGUUCGACAAACUCAAAAUUCAGCUAACGUCGUCUGUCACUUCGAAUCCCGAGGUGUUUACAGACCUGACCCCUUUUCCUUAACUCCCGAGAGUAUACCAGUGAGAAAAUGCACCCAUCUCGUCUAUAACGCGGCUACUUUGGAUCCAAACGACCUAACUGUGGUUUCGGGCAAUCCGGAAUACGAUGAAAGCAAGGGUGGGUACAAACUGGCCGUGGAGCAAAAAAAGAAAAAUCCUUCGUUGCGAGUGCUCCUGUCGAUUGCCAUCCCGGACAACAGACAGCUGUUCAACGAGCUUACGAAAUCAUGGAUUUCGCUGAAGAAAUUCAGCCAGUCGAUACUGAAUUUCGUCGAAAAAAAUAAGUUCGACGGGAUCGCGAUCGAAUGGAAUCACAAAUCGAUGGAUCGUUUCAAAGGUCUGACGAGGGUGAUCUACGAGUCGCUGUCGCCGAAAGGAAAGCUCGUUGCGAUGAGCCUCGGACCGAAGGUCCUCGCCGAUCCCAAACUCGCUGAAAUGAGCGAUUUUCUCAUCCUCAAUUCUUGGCGAGCUUCAAACACGCGAACCGCUCUUCAUCCUGCACCAUUGAAUUUCGCGAUAUCAGCAACCAAUAAAUGGAUCGACGCUGGAGUUUCCGAGAAAAAAAUAGUCCUCGGUGUUCCUCUCUUCGGUGCAAGUUACACUCUUAAAUUCAAAAACUCCACGGACCUCGGUGCGCCAGUUUUGGGCCCCGGAAUCGAGGGCGAAUACACUAAAAAUCCGGGCUCCAUGGCUUAUUACGAGAUUUGCGAGAAGCUCGAAGACCUUUGGACUUACGGACGGGACAACGAGGGACCCUACGUCAAGCGAGGGGAUCAGUGGAUCGGGUACGACGAUCCCGUAUCUAUAAAACUCAAAGCAGCCUACGUCAAGUCAGCCGAACUUGCUGGAAUAUCAUUGAGCAGUCUGGAUCUCGAUGAUUUCGUGGGUGUCUGCGGCGAGCCCUGGCCGGUUUUGACGACAGCGACCGUGACCCUAGGUCGAGUCGACGAGGCGAUCGAGAAAUGUGAGAUUCCCGGCUUGUAUCCCGAUCCAGGCAACUGUGUCGGUUAUCUCUCGUGUGAAAAAGGCACGUUGUACCGAGGCUUAUGCAGCGACGGACGAUUCUUCGAUAAGUCAAGCAAGCUCUGCGUCGAAGCAGAUCCCAAAAUCUGCAUCCCCAGCCUCGAUCAUUCGGUGAGCCAGAAAAAACAGAAACUGAAAAUCUCAAGGUACGAACACGACGGUCCUCGCGUCGUAUGCUACGUCACUUCUUGGUCGAUGUACAGAAAAGGCGACGGCCAUUUUGCCCCGGAACAAUUGAACACGAAAAUGUGCACCGAUGUUGUCUAUUCGUUCGCGGGCUUGAAUCCUGAAACUCUGGAAAUACAAGCGUUCGAUCCUUGGGCCGAUAUCGAUAACAAUCUUUUCGAGCGAGUAACGUCUCUGAACGGACCUCGAACCCUCCUGGGAUUGGGCGGAUGGACCGACAGUUCCGGUGACAAAUAUUCACGUUUGGUGAACGAUCCGAGCGCGCGGAAGCAAUUCGUCGCGUCGACCGUGAAUUUCCUCCAGAAAUUCGGCUUCGAGGGUCUCUCCUUCGAAUGGCUUUAUCCAAAAUGUUGGCAAAGUCAAUGCUCCAAGGGACCGAUUACCGAUCGACCCAAUUUGACGAAGCUCUUACAAGAAUUGAGGAGAGAAUUCGACACUGCCAGGCCAAAACUCACACUCGCCGUCGCCGUUUCCGGUUACAAAGAAAUAAUCGACGUUGCCUACGAUUUUCCUCAAAUAUCUAACGCUGCCGAUUUCAUCUCGGUCAUGACUUACGACUAUCACGGAGCUUGGGAAAAACAGGUCGGACACUUGUCACCUUUGUACGGAACACCGGGCGAACGACACGCGUUUUACAAUACCAAUUUCACGAUGAAUUACAUCGCGAGUCUCGGAGCCUCGAAAUCGAAGCUUCUCGUCGGAGUUCCCUUUUACGGCCAAACGUAUCGUUUGGUAAGAAACGAUUUCUUCAAUCUCGGAGAUCCGGCAUCAGGCGCCGGAGCUUCCGGUGAAUUCACACAGCAACCAGGAAUGUUAGCCUACUACGAAAUAUGUGAUCGUAUAAAACGACAGAAUUGGAAAGUCGCCGAUGGACCGAUUGCCCAUCACCAAGAACAACUGGUAGCCUACGAGGACAUUUCGAGUGUCGAUCGCAAAGGACGUUGGAUUGUCGAGAACGGCUUCGGCGGAGCAACCGCUUGGACCGUUGAUCUUGAUGAUUUUACGAAUCGUUGCUGCUCGGGAGCUUUUCCAUUACUCAGAAGUCUAAGUUACGCGCUUGGCGUUCAAAACGAAGCUCCAUCUACAUAUGAAAACUGUCAGCGCCCACCCGAGCCAAUAACCCCUCCAGCUGCGACCUUGACAACUCCGAGCGAACUCGCUCUCGAUGGAGCAAAUGGCUCUUAUCAAACGACGAGUCCAAUGACUUCGCCAACAACGACGAAAGCAACGACGUGGCCAACCUGGACAGAAAAAACAACCAGGAAACCAGCCACCACGAGUUGGACGUGGACGAAACCCUCAACGACGACCACCAGAAAACCCACCACCACCACCAGAAUAACGACGACGACGACGACGACGACGACGACGACCAGAAGAACACCAACGGGAACGCCGUGCAAUGGAGUGCAGAACGUAGGGAAUCCAGAGAACUGCGGAAGCUACUUCAAAUGCGAUCGCGGUGUGCUGAAACUCGAGGAAUGUCCUGCAGGAUUGCACUGGGAUGAAUCUCGAGGGCGCUGCAACUGGCCGGCAUUGGCUAAAUGUCAACCAGGAAAUAUCGUAACAACACCACCGCCCACGAUCGCUGCCCAACGACCCACGGUUACGACAACUUCGAGGCCCUUCACGACUACCCGAUCGCCAACAACGACGACCCUCGUUCCAAGCAAGGAUUGCGAGCACGGACAGUACUACGCUUAUCCAAAUUCGUGCACGAACUUCCUUAUCUGCGUCAACGGAAAUCUCGUGACCCAACAGUGUGGGCCUGGGCUCAACUGGGACGACAAAAAACACAUGUGCGACUGGGCCUUCAAAAAUCCCUGCCAGCAUGUUCCAGCUCCAAACGCUGCACUCGUUAUGACAGAAAUGGAGGAAGAUGGCAAGUGCAUUCCCGGAAGCUUCAGUCGAGUGCCAGGCGAUUGUGGAAGUUAUUACACGUGCUUGUGGGGACAUGAGGAGAAGUUCGAAUGUGCGCCGGGUCUCCAUUUCAGUGAACAGGCGCGCAUAUGUGAUUGGCCAUCGCGAGCGAAGUGUCCGGAUGCUAAUCAGCAAACGGUCAGUCCUCCGCUCGAGACUGAAUCACCGAGCACACAGCAGCCGUUCACUUCCGAAAAACCGUGGACAGCUCAACCGACCCGCUACACGACCACGCACAAACCAUGGAUGCAGAAUCCAACGACUCAGAACCACGUGACCACACAAAAACCAACGACUCAUCAUUAUGUGACGACGCAAAAACCGACGACGCAUAAUCCCUGGAUUUGGACGGAAAAACCUAAACCGUUGCCACCGCCGUUAAUCGAUCCUGCCUUGGUCUCGCCGUUGUCCGGCCAUUUCAAGGUCGUUUGCUACUUCACCAACUGGGCUUGGUAUCGUAAAGGAAUCGGCCGAUAUGUCCCCGAAAAUAUCGACCACACACUGUGCACGCACAUCGUUUACGGAUUUGCAGUUUUGGAUUAUUCGAAUCUCGUUAUAAAGGCGCACGAUUCUUGGGCAGAUUUUGACAAUCGUUUCUACGAUCGAGUUCUGCAGUAUAAAAAGCGUGGACUCAAAGUCUCUUUGGCACUUGGUGGGUGGAACGAUUCUGCAGGCGACAAAUACAGCCGAUUGGUCAGCUCGCCCGAGGCAAGAGCAAAGUUCAUCGAGCAUGCUAUCAAAUUUUUGGACAAAUAUGGAUUCGAUGGUCUGGAUUUGGAUUGGGAAUAUCCGGUUUGCUGGCAGGUGGAUUGCAACAAGGGACCGAAAUCCGAUAAACAAAAUUUCGCAUCACUUCUGAAGGAAUUGAGCGAGCAAUUGAGACCCAGGGGACUGCUGUUGUCGUCGGCUGUAUCCCCGAGCAAAACAGUCGUAAACGAAGGUUAUGACGUUCCUGCACUCGCCAAAUAUUUGGACUGGAUUGCCGUCAUGGCUUACGAUUAUCAUGGACAGUGGGACAAAAAAACUGGCCAUGUCGCACCUCUUUUCUACCAUCCCGACGAUGACGUUUACUUCUUCAAUACUAAUUACACUAUCAAUUACUGGAUAUCCAAGGGAGCUCCGCCGAGGUCCAUAGUUUUGGGAAUGCCCAUGUACGGACAGUCCUUCACAAUCAACGAUCCAAAAUCCGGUACGGGUUUGAAUUCACCAGCGAGUGCCGGAACCGCCGGUGAAUUUACAAAAGCAAUGGGCUUUCUGGCAUACUACGAAAUAUGCGACAGAAUUCAAAAUCAUGGCUGGACAGUCGUCCAAGAUCCGGAAGGAAGAAUCGGACCUUAUGCUUACAAGGGAAGCCAAUGGGUGAGCUUCGACGAUGUCGAUAUGAUACGCAAGAAGUCUCAAUACAUCAGAGACAUGGGUCUCGGUGGAGGAAUGAUCUGGGCUCUCGAUCUCGACGAUUUCAAAAAUCGGUGCAAGGGUGGAGCUCAUCCGUUGUUGCACGCGAUACAGCAAGUAUUGGCAGAUCCGCCGAAUGAUCGUGACAAUCCAAUAGUACCACCAGCUGUGGGUGAACAACUCGAAUGGAAAGUACCGUCGACAUCAACGGAUACAUCGGUAAGCGAAAUCCUGAACCAGCCAGGAGUCGGCGUGACUAAUAAGAACGACGAGUACAAAAUGGUCUGUUACUUCACGAACUGGGCUUGGUAUCGUCAAAACGGAGGACGUUACGUUCCCGAGGACAUCGAUCCCGAUCUGUGUACCCACAUUGUCUACGGAUUUGCGGUACUGGAUGGUUCGCAGUUAACGAUCAAAACUCACGAUUCUUGGGCCGACAUUGACAACAAAUUUUAUGAAAGAGUGGUGGCCUACAAAGCGAAAGGAAUAAAGGUUCUAUUGGCAAUCGGUGGAUGGAACGAUUCGGCGGGUGACAAAUACAGUCGUUUGGUCAAUUCGGCUUCGUCGAGAGCGCGAUUCAUCAGUCACGUUGUGCAAUUCAUCGAAAAAUACGGAUUCGAAGGAUUGGAUCUUGACUGGGAGUAUCCAGUUUGCUGGCAGGUCGAAUGCAGCAAAGGACCGCCGAGUGACAAACACUCGUUCACUUUAUUCGUCAAAGAGCUCAGUGAGACUUUCAAGCCCAAAGGGCUUUUACUCUCAACCGCAGUUUCACCAAGCAAACGAGUCAUAGAUGCGGGUUACGAAGUUGCUGAGCUGUCUCAUUACUUCGACUGGAUUUCCGUAAUGACCUAUGAUUUCCAUGGUCAAUGGGACAAGAAAACUGGUCACGUCGCGCCUCUUUAUCAUCAUCCCCAAGAUUGGGAACCAACCUUCAAUGCUAACUUCUCCAUUCGUUAUUGGAUCGAGAAAGGUGCGUCUCCGAAAAAGCUGGUCAUGGGUGUUCCACUUUACGGACAAUCGUUCAGUCUCGCUGAGAGAAGUCAACAAGGCUUGAACGCUCCAACAUAUGGCGGCGGGGAAGCUGGCGAAGCAACGAGAGCGCGUGGAUUUUUGUCCUAUUACGAAAUUUGUGAAAGAACUUUGAUGCACGGUUGGACGGUGGUGCAAGAUGCCGAAAGACGAAUGGGCCCGUACGCUUACAAGGGCGACCAAUGGGUCAGUUUCGACGACGCUGAACAAGUGAAACUAAAAGCUGAAUUCAUCAAAAAAAUGGGUCUCGGUGGUGGAAUGGUUUGGGCAUUGGAUCUCGAUGAUUUCAAAAACUAUUGCGGUUGCGAGCCGCAUCCUCUGCUCAGAACUUUGAACAGAGUAUUGAGAAAUUAUCCGGCAGGUCCUACUUGUCGGGUCACCGAGAAAAUCUCGGGCGGAAUUUUGCCGGAAACAACAACGCACUAUCCGUGGCAUGAAACAACGGAAAGCGUAAACAAAAUCACGACUCCCGGAACAUCGUACUUGCCUCCGAUAACGACAACGCAAAUAAUCGAUUCUAUCGACACGAUCGAAGUGACGUCGGGUGGUGCUCCACCUGCGAAACCCUCGAGCGGUGAAUGCGACGGAAGAAUGUUCCGACCUCACGAACACGAUUGCUCGAAAUAUACAAUUUGCAAUUUCGGCGAACUGCUUGUGCAAACCUGUCCCAGCGGUCUCCACUGGAACGAGGAUAGGUGCGAUUGGCCGGAAAAUGCAAAGUGCAAAAUUUCGACGAAUCAAAUUGGAGAGACCAAUUCCAUACCACACGAAACACAGAGACCGGAAAUACCGGUUCACACAGAGCUUCCAACUGUCGAAGAGACGACAUCCGGUCACGUUGAUCACGUUGGCUUGAUCGAUUCAUCGAGUCGACCCGAAAGCACGAAGGUCGUUUGUUACUUCACAAACUGGGCAGUUUAUCGGCCCGGAAAAGGAAAGUAUACGCCAGAAAACAUUGAUCCGAGUUUGUGUACGCACAUAGUCUACGGGUUUGCGGUCCUCGACGGCAACGAUUUGGUGAUGAAACCGCACGACACCGGGGCCGAUAUCGAUAACGAUUUUUACGGAAAAAUCGCUGCGUACAGAGCUAAAGGAAUCAAAGUUCUCAUUGCGAUCGGCGGAUGGAACGAUUCAGCGGGGGACAAGUACAGUCGUUUAGUUAACAAUCAAAGUGCCAGGAAAAAGUUCAUCAAACACGCUCUUGCAUUCAUUGAGAAAUAUGGUUUUGACGGACUUGAUCUCGACUGGGAGUAUCCCGUCUGCUGGCAGGUUGAAUGUGAACGUGGCCCAUCUUCGGACAAGCAAGCGUACGCUACGUUUGUGAAGGAAUUGAGUAGGGAAUUAAAGCCAAGAAAGAUGCUCCUUUCGGCUGCCGUCUCGCCGAGCAAGCGCGUCAUCGACCACGGUUACGACGUGCCCACCCUCGGAAAAUAUCUUGACUGGAUCGCCGUAAUGACCUAUGACUUCCACGGCAAUUGGGAAAGAAAGACUGGCCACGUUGCUCCGCUGAAUUACUAUCCAGGCGACGAGUACGAUUAUUUCAACGCCAAUUUCUCCAUGAGGUAUUGGAUCCAAAAGGGAGCACCGGCUUCGCGGCUUGUUAUGGGAAUUCCAUUUUACGGACAAAGCUUUACACUCUCCAGCACUUGGAACCCGGGUCUUCAAUCUCCAACCUCCGGCCCAGGGGAGGCUGGAAAAUUCACCAGAUCCGCUGGUUUCCUCGCAUUUUACGAGAUAUGUGACAAAGUGAAAAAUGAAGGAUACACGGUAACGAAGGAUCCGCAACGUCGUAUCGGGCCUUAUGCCAUGCGUGAUAGGCAAUGGGUCAGCUACGACGAUGUAACAAACGUGUUCAAAAAGGGCGAAUUCAUCCACGAACUUGGCCUCGCAGGUGCAAUGGCUUGGGCAUUGGAUUUAGACGAUUUCAAUGACAAUUGCGGAUGCGGAAAGUAUCCGCUUCUGAAAGCAUUGAACCACGGGGUUCGGGGAGAGCAAAUUUUCUCAAAAGAUUGCACAUAGUCGACAGGAUUGUCGAGUUUCUGUAGCGCAUCAAACUUCCUACCAAUUUGCCACAUAGUUUUAUAUAACCGUAAGAUUUAACGAUAAUCGCGUAAUUUUUCAAGAAUUACGAUAAUGGAUAAGAAUAAAAUGGCGAAAAGUCUUAUACUGUCGAAAAAUGAGACUCUUCCGGAUGACGCGAUUGUAGAAUUUUCGAAUCACCAAAUAUUAUCACAUCUUCCUUAGGAAAAAUGAAUUUCUGUCUACAAAAAAAAUGACGCUGAAGUUUGCAACGUUCGGGUCCAACGAAAUGAACGAAAAAAACAUUCUUAAUUCGCCAAUAUUUUAUUUCACGAAGUAUCGGUGGAGAAUGAAAAACUACGAAUUGCAAAUUCGGCUGGGAACGAAAUUGGAGAAUCGUUUUCGUUCGUUUCGUUGCAAACUUCAGCGUCGUAAAAAAAAAGACAUUUUUUAUUACUGUGAAUACUGAAAAUAUCUUUCGUUCCACAUUCUUACGAUGCUUCUAUGAUUGAGGAAUGCGGAAGAUAUAUUCUCGCUUUUAAAAGCGAUAUUAAAAAAAAUAUUGAAUUUUGAGAAGAUAGUAUCGACGAGAAUCGCUUUCGUACAAGCCACCAUCGGUUCACCGUUGCUAAAUCGAUGAUCAUUAAUUUGACACGUCCGUUUGUAUUCAGGCGAAAUGAUUUUUCAUGAGUUUCGGUUUGACGUCGUCGCGUCAUCUGCGAAGACUCGAUUUACGAUAUAAUUAGUGUCAGCGUUGAGAUAAUACUCGUCUAUUUCUGUAUUUCAUUCAUUGAGUUGAAAUAAAAUAAAUGAAAAGUAACGUUGAA
Messenger RNA from Venturia canescens, 9002 nucleotides. It is a transcript of the gene Cht10, whose product is annotated as Chitinase 10. NCBI's taxonomy places the organism in Eukaryota, Metazoa, Arthropoda, Insecta, Hymenoptera, Ichneumonidae. Gene Ontology annotation, cellular component: extracellular region. The transcript is spliced from 27 exons. Gene Ontology annotation, biological process: chitin catabolic process; carbohydrate metabolic process. The coding region runs from base 121 to 8175 and encodes 2684 amino acids. The record is from RefSeq and is a predicted model, not a curated record. Gene Ontology annotation, molecular function: chitin binding; chitinase activity.